Messenger RNA from Mercenaria mercenaria, 1244 nucleotides. RefSeq lists its product as uncharacterized. The coding region runs from base 123 to 1244 and encodes 373 amino acids. NCBI's taxonomy places the organism in Eukaryota, Metazoa, Mollusca, Bivalvia, Venerida, Veneridae. The transcript is spliced from 2 exons. The record is from RefSeq and is a predicted model, not a curated record.
CAAAAUAUAAGUAGGCGGUAUGAGAUCAAUACUAUUAGGAAUAAAUAUGGAUAGUUUAUAUAGGCAGCUCAUUUAAGGUGAGACCAGGCUGUAUUUUACGGAUUGCAUCGGAUUCACAAAGAAUGGCACACGAUCCCGAUUACUACACAUAUAUGUCUCUAUGUAUGUCAGAAAUCUUAUAUGACAUUGGUUUGAACGAGGAUAUGGUUAUUAAAGAAAGACGGAAAUCGCUUUUGAGGGAAUCUGUAACAACUUUAGGUCACAGAUUGGGAGGUGUGCAGCAAACUAAUUACAUUUUCGGUAGUCAGUCGGAAGCGUCAACAACAUAUGGAUUGCGUUCAGACAGCGACAACUUGAUUUGUCUGGACAGCUGGAAAGCUGUCACUGACUUGAAGGACUGUAAACCUGGAGAGGUCAAUAAUCUGAUUAUCGACGAUAUGUCUACACCGCCAGGGUAUUGUCUUCUUCUCCGCAUGCAAGGUGAUGUGCCUUUAAAUUUACAGGAGCAUAAAACAUCUAAAACAUUUCUCUGGCAGCCAAAUGAUGAUUAUAAACACGAACUACAUGGACCAGCAAUUAGCGUAAAAGGACGAAAUGGCUAUGAUGACCAAGACUAUGUUUAUGCUUUCCAUUGUCAAACCUGGCCACUGUCAGCUCGGGAAUGGUUAACAGAUAAGGGCAGAGGAAAAUGGCCUACAAAAGAAAUGAAAUCAUUUGCAGAAAAAAGUGGAUGUUUCCUCGUCGGCGUUGGUAGUAAAGAUAGUGCGAUGGAAGAGUAUGAAUGGAGAAUAUCUAUGUCUCAAGCGGAAAGGAGUUUAAUGUUUAGUUUGAAUAUAACGCAGAUAAGAUGUUAUGUCUUAAUGAAGAUGGUCAACAAAACAUUUAUCAAUCCUAUAGGCGAUGGUAUCAUUACAAGUUAUAUGUGUAAAACUGUUCUUUUUCAUUGUAUAAAACAUUCUUAUUCAAAUUUGUGGCAGGAAUCCAAAUUGCUCUAUUGUUUAACGUUGUGUUUAUCAGCCUUACAAUAUUGUGUACUUAUUGGUAACUGUCCGCAUUUCAUAAUACAUGAGAACAAUUUAAUGGAAGGACGGAUUACUACAGAAUUCAGGACGAUGUUCCUGACACAUAUGCAUCGUAUAAAAGUAGACAUUGGAUUAUCAUUAAAAGUCAUUGCGUACGAUAGCUUAGGUCUACGAUUGGAAAGAAAGAUGAAACGAAAUCCACGGAAUACUAUCAUCUUAUAA